Gastrolobium bilobum is the source of this 2439-nucleotide messenger RNA. Its product is annotated as G-type lectin S-receptor-like serine/threonine-protein kinase At4g27290. Bases 1 to 2439 code for a protein of 812 amino acids. NCBI's taxonomy places the organism in Eukaryota, Viridiplantae, Streptophyta, Magnoliopsida, Fabales, Fabaceae. Gene Ontology annotation, molecular function: ATP binding; protein serine/threonine kinase activity. The transcript has 7 exons. The record is from RefSeq and is a predicted model, not a curated record. Gene Ontology annotation, biological process: recognition of pollen; protein phosphorylation.
AUGGAGAGGAAUAAGGUGCUAGUUAUGUGCUGUGUAUUAUUCUGCUUCAUGCCCACGUUAUCUAAGAAUCAGUCUAUACAAGAUGAUGAGACACUUGUUUCAGCAGGGAGAAUUUUCGAAGCUGGAUUCUUCAGCUUUGGAAAUUCACAAAGCCAAUACUUUGGUAUAUGGUACAAGAGCAUAUCACCAAGGACAAUUGUGUGGGUAGCCAACAGAGAUACCCCAGUUGAAAACUCAAAGCCAAUUCUGAAGCUUACUGAUCAAGGAAACCUCCUUAUUCUUGAUGGCUCAAGAGGUAUAAUCUGGAUCUUCAACGCAACAAGAAUUGCUGAGAAACCUUUCAUGCAGCUUUUGGACUCAGGAAACCUUGUUGUGAAAGAUGGAGAAAAUGGGGAGAACCUUUUGUGGGAAAGCUUUGAUUAUCCUGGUGACACUUACCUUGCAGGAAUGAAAAUUAAGAGCAAUUUGGUUACGGGUUCAUAUAGAUCUCUCACAUCUUGGAGAAACACACAAGACCCUGGUGUUGGUGAUUUUUCAUAUCACAUAGAUACUCGUGGCUUUCCUCAACUAGUUGUUACAAAGGGUGCGACUGUAAUAUUCAGAGCAGGACCGUGGACUGGCAAUAUGUUUUCAGGUUCUUCUUGGCUUAGAUUGCAGGAAUUGUUGAAAUUCUCUUUGCAAUUUACUGACAAGGAAAUCUCUUUGGAAUAUGAAACCUUGAACAGUUCAAUUGUUACUAGAGCAGUGCUUACCCCAUCAGGUAUUACACAACGUUUGGUUUGGUUAGAUAGAACUCGAGGUUGGGAGAUUAUAUCUACUCAUCCCAUGGACCAGUGUGAAUAUUAUGCCUUUUGUGGUGCUAAUUCAAAGUGUGAUACUGUUAACUAUCCAAUAUGUGACUGUUUGGAAGGUUUCACUCCCAAAUUUCAAGCAAAAUGGAAUUCAUUAGAUUGGACUGGUGGGUGUGUUAGAAUACAAAAUUUAAGUUGUCAGAAUGGAGAUGGCUUUCUGAAGCACACAGGAGUGAAGUUACCAGACACGUCUUCUUCCUUGUUUGACAAGAGCAAGAGCUUUGAUGAAUGUGAGACAUUAUGUUUGCAAAACUGUUCUUGCACAGCAUAUGCAUAUUUAGAUGUUACAGUCGGUAUGAGUGGUUGCUUGAUUUGGUUUGGUGACAUUUUGGACUUGAGAAAACACACUGACCAAGGACAGGAUAUCUACAUACGAGUGGCUGCUUCAGAGCUAGAUCAUAGAAAGAGUAAGAGGAACUUUAAUAGCAAGAAGCUUGCAGGGACUCUAGUAGGAAUCAUUACAUUCAUCAUAUGCAUAGCAAUCCUUGGAUUAGUCAAAUCCUCUUGUAUACAGAGGAAGAAGAAUGAGAAGUCAGGAAUUAUAAAUCAUUGCAACGACAAGGGAGGGGAGGAAGACAUCAAUUUGGCAAUAAUAUUUGAUUUUUCAUUCAUCUCUAAUGCCACAAAUCACUUCUCACAAAGUAACAAAUUAGGAGAAGGUGGCUUUGGACCAGUAUACAAGGGCUUAUUAGCAGGUGGACAAGAGAUUGCCGUCAAGAGGCUUUCAAAUACUUCUGGACAAGGAACAGAGGAGUUCAAAAAUGAAGUCAUGUUGAUGGCAAGACUUCAGCACCGCAAUCUUGUAAAGCUUCUUGGUUGUUCUAUUUUUCAAGAUGAAAAGUUGUUGAUCUAUGAAUUCAUGCCUAAUAGAAGCUUGGAUUACUUUAUUUUUGAUUCAAUGCAAAGUAAACUAUUAGAUUGGAAUAAGCGGUUCCAAAUUAUUGAUGGGAUUGCUCGAGGGCUUCUUUAUCUUCACCAAGACUCAAGACUAAGAAUCAUCCACAGAGAUCUAAAGACUAGUAACAUUCUUCUUGAUGAUGAAAUGAACCCAAAGAUAUCAGAUUUUGGUUUGGCUAGAAUAUUUAGAGGAGACCAAGUUGAAGCCAAAACAAAAAGAGUGAUGGGCACAUAUGGUUAUAUGCCUCCAGAGUAUGCUGUGCAUGGAUCUUUUUCAACCAAAUCUGAUGUUUUUAGCUUUGGUGUAAUUGUACUUGAGAUAAUUAGCGGAAGGAAGAUUAGGGGAUUUUGUGACCCGCACCAUCAUCUUAAUCUUCUUAGUCAUGCAUGGAGACUAUGGAUUGAAGAAAGACCCCAAGAGCUGAUAGAUGAGUUAUUAGCUGAUUCAGUUAUCCCAUCCGAAAUAUUGCGACUUAUUCAUGUGGGUCUAUUAUGCGUACAACAGAGACCAGAAAAUAGGCCUAACAUGUCAUCUGUGGUUAUAAUGUUAAAGGGCGAAAAAGUACUCCCAAAGCCAAGCCAACCCGGGUUCUACACAGGAAAUGAUAAUCCACUUUUUUCUGAAUCUUCAAAAAAUUGUGAAAGGUGUUCAACAAAUGAAAUUUCCAUCUCAUUAAUAGAGGCAAGAUAG